CUUUGCAAUGAGCAAAACACCAUAAUAAACUUGUGGCAUGUCAUAAAAUUGUGAUGCACACAUGAAAGCGUGGUGCAAAACAACUGCAGGCAGGGAGCAUAAUAGUAGAUAAUGGGAGGCUUGUUUUGGGGUGUCUCGUGGAAACGCGUUUCAGAGUAUAAAAGCAUUACAUGUAUUAGCCUGUAAAUUAUAAAUCAUUUAGCGCCAUUGCUGGUCGUUCACUGAAAGAAAGUAACGUAUUUAGACUGUUUUCCUGCUGCUGACUUUAAUCAAAGCGCAUCCGAGUAACUCCGACUCUCAGUUUAGGAGGAGUUUGCGACUCCUGUUGCUCUGUGAGACUUUUACCAAAACGCCUUACACACGUAGAGAUCGGGCCGAGCGGCAGAUCAACAGUUCCCGGGGACCUGCUGUGGGUUUUCUGUCGCGCAAAGUUCAGUCUUGUGUCCAAGCGAACUCGUUCUGGGAAAUGAGCCAAACCAGCCGACAGUUAUCUUGCAGCUCCGUAUGGCCCGGGGUUAAGAAAAUAAAGGCAGGCGACCCAGUGAGCGCCAUCAGCCUAACGCAUACAACUGAAGGAUGUCCAGUCGGUUUCGCCCACAGUCGCGCAGGAAACGGUAGGCUUGAAGAAUCCGGUAAUUGUGCCAGGAGCUGCUGCUCUGGGUGCGUUAAUCCGCCAGUCCGUGACAUGGAGGCGCGCUGCUGCCAGACAGCUGCUGCUCCACAGGAGGAGUUGUUAAACGCUGACAGCCGCUCCUUUUCUGCGUGCGCCACAAUCUCAGAGACAGCCAGAGAGCUGUGCAGAGCAGUGUCCGUGUCUUUGGGUCUCACCAUGGAGUCCAGUGACAUGAGCGACGUGGACGCAGCAAUUCCCCUAUGUGGGGCAAAUGACCAAAUCAGCAGAGAGUAUUUCUACGGGGUAGACGCCGCGGCUCUGAGCUGCCCUGAAGCCCAGACCCAGAUCACUUACAGGUGUCCCGGCCGGAAUGAGCGGCCGGUGCACGGGCAGAAGCCAGCCGUGAAGAUGUUUAAAAGUUCAGAGACGCCGGCGCAUUUUCAUCACCUCACCUCCAGCCGGACGUCUGUGAACGCGCAAAACUUCACACCUGAGCCUGGCGACACAGAUCACCUAAAUGCAGCCCGCGCCGUUUCCUGCCCUUACGCCCCAGACCACUUAGCGCAGUUCCGAGAGGCCACCGACUGGUCCUGCCGGGCAGCUUACAACCCCCAGGAGGGAGCGCGGGACUUCGGGGAUGCCCAGGAGAGCGACUCCGGCGGAUAUCAGCCGGAGCACAGCGUCAAAAUCAAGUCCGAGGGAAGCGAAGGUUGGGGGUCGUUCUGGGGCGGCGGUUACGCCUUUAACAAGAGGUACAACACGCAGUUUUGGGGGUCCAGGCAGUGCAUGAACGCACACGAGUCUGAGACGAUAUGUAAUCCAUACGAGGGGAGCGUGGUGCGUCCCGAGCAGUGGUACUCUGGCGGGAUGCUGAGGACCCCCUAUCCCAACUCCGGCGAAAUGAAGACUCAGGUCGGAGAGUGGCUGGAUGUUGUCUAUAACGACACCAGGUUUGAGGCCGGCAGAGAGCACAUGUUCCCUGUGGAGUUCUUCUUCCCUCCUCAGAGGACGUGCCUGAUUUGCUCAGAUGAGGCAUCUGGGUGCCAUUAUGGAGCGCUCACAUGUGGCAGCUGCAAGGUUUUCUUUAAAAGAGCUGCAGAAGGUAAGCAGAAAUACCUGUGUGCAAGCAAAAACGAUUGCACCAUUGACAAGCUAAGAAGAAAGAACUGCCCCUCUUGUCGGCUGAAGAAGUGCUUUGAAGCUGGGAUGACUCUUGGAGCACGCAAACUAAAGAAGAUUGGGCAACAGAAGAACCCCGAAGAACAUCCUGUACAGGAAGCCGCAGAAGUACCCCGCAACAUGUCUCCUAAAUCAGGCCUGAACUUGAACUCCCAGAUGGUCUUCCUGAACAUCCUGGAAUCCAUUGAGCCUGAGGUGGUGAAUGCUGGACACGACUGUGGCCAACCAGACUCAGCUGCCGGCUUGCUCACCAGCCUGAAUGAACUGGGAGAGAGACAACUGGUCAAAGUGGUCAAGUGGGCUAAAGGAUUACCAGGUUUCAGAAAUCUCCAUGUUGACGACCAGAUGACUGUCAUCCAGCAGUCGUGGAUGGGGGUGAUGGUGUUUGCCCUGGUAUGGCGGUCUUACAAGAACGUCAAUGGCAGGAUGCUUUACUUUGCACCGGACCUCGUUUUUAAUGAACAUCGGAUGCAGAUCUCCACCAUGUAUGAGCAUUGCAUGCGGAUGAGACAUCUAUCCCAGGAGUUUGUGCUCCUGCAGAUCACGCAGGAGGAGUUUCUCUGUAUGAAAGCAUUGCUCCUCUUCAGUAUCAUUCCAGUAGAAGGCUUGAAAAGUCAGAAAUACUUUGACGAGUUGCGCCUCACCUACAUCAACGAACUGGAUCGCCUCAUCAAUUACCAGAUGACCACAAACUGUCCUCAGAGGUUCUACCAGCUGACACGACUCCUGGACUCUCUCCAGAUGACCGUAAAGAAGCUCCAUCAGUUUACGUUUGACCUGUUUGUUCAGGCUCAGUCUCUUCACACGAAGGUCAGCUUCCCCGAGAUGAUCGGGGAGAUCAUCUCAGUGCAUGUUCCAAAGAUCCUCGCAGGUUUGGCCAAACCCAUCUUGUUCCACAAUUAGAAGGAUGUGUUUUCUUCACAAAAAAAUCAAUUAAAUGCUGCCUUCAUGAACUUUGACAAAGGGUGUGAACUGUUUCCCCACAUCUUUGGUCUGAUUGCUAUCAGGCGUGUCCUGUUAACACUGUUUAAUUGCUCAAGUCUCUCUUUUUCUCAUUUUAUAUAUAAUUAGGAUGUUUUAUUCAGAACUAGUCAGGCUAUUAUCUUGAGAGCUGCAAGACCUCAUCUGCUGACAUCGCACCAGUUCCUGGGUAGAGAGUGUCUUCUAUAGAUGGAGAAAAGAUGCUGUUUCAGAUGCUUGGCUUUCAAUUAAGAUUAGUCACAAGGUUAACAAACACACAGCAACACUGAGAUUUACGUAUGACCAGGAUUAGAAAUGUAAUCCUAUAAUCAAAAAAAGAUAAAUGGUUAUUGAAUCAUAAAAGCAUAAAUCCCAGAUAAAGAUGUGUAAAUACCUUUAAAUAAAAUCAUAUUUUGUUGCAGCAGCAUAAUCUCACACUAAACAAUUUUGAGAAAUCUAACCUUUAAUCUAGUAAUAUUACAUGAUGAGGAAUAAAAUGCCUCACCUGGCUCCACUGCGGUUUAUACCUUGAAAAACCCUCUUUUGCCAAUCGAAGACUCAUUUAGGUGUUUAUUUGGUCAUAUCAUUUUUUAUUUGAGAUGUUUUGAUAUUUAAAGUUUAUGAUUACAAUGCCCAUAACACCACAGAUUCUCCACUAGCAUUAGGUGCUUUUCCACAUAUAGAAUAUUUUUUGCCUAUCUUGGCCCAGUUAAAGUCCUGAUAGAUAUUACUACCAAUUUCACAUGUGUUUUUCUCAGUUCCAGUUAAACAUACUGUUUGAUCUUAGUGGUGAUGUGGGCAAGUUUACUAGCCAUUUCAUGACCUAUGAAAAUCAACACACAUCUGCAACAAGUUAGUGGUAUUUCUUGUCUUUUCCAUUUUGAAGACAUGCUAAGAGGAAUAGGAUGGGCCUCUGAAUAAAUGUACUUAUAUUAUAGGAUGGAUUUUUCAAAAUUUUUAUGUUUAAGAUUAUGCUGCUGGAAAACAAGCUAAAGUCUUUACCAGGAGUAUCAAUCAGUGUGGAGGGUGUUGCAUGUGGGCUUUGCAAUAAAAAAAUAUGCGCCAUUCUGAAAGUAACUCAUAAACUCAUAAAUGUAGUGUCAUAUGAUUGGGUCAUCUUCCCUGGAGGAUAACAUGGCUCUAAAACAGAAUGGUACUAAUUAUUUUCUACAGUGUAGUCAAGACAGCUAUAGCUAUAAAACACUAAUUUAAUGAUUUGUAAACAAAAGCCUAAUUGAUGCAUUUUGUGAGUUGGUAAAAAUUAUGGUUAUUUCCUUGAUUAAAGUACAAAGCAGAUAAAAAUAAAAUUAUCCUGUAACAGUGCAUAUUACUGGUUUGAAAAUGUAGUUAUAUAAUUGUUAAUAUUUUCUUAUUUUUAUGAGUAAUAGUCCAACUUCUGACAUCAGUCAGUAAAGUGUUGGAUCAUUGUUCUUAAGCCAGGUAAAUAAGAGCAGAUUACAAACAGAUUCAGCAACCAUUUUUCUUUUUAUCCACUUAUAAGUAGUUUUUACCCCAACAAGAACGUUAAAAUUAUACUGUUUUUUACAGUUAUUCUUAAAUUGACUUUGAUCGUCUGAAAAAACUCAACAAAAAGUGUUGCAAAAGCUCUGAAAAAAAACAAAACAGUUUUUCAUGUUUUUGACUAGUGUUUUUUUUUCCAACCUCUUAAGUAGGGUUCAACAAAAUAAAAAACAUAUGUAUGACAUCCUGUGGGAACCUAAUUUGUUAAAAAACACAUUUGAUGUGUUCAAAUAUUCAAAGUAGCAUCCUUGAGGUUGGUGAAAUGGGUCCCAUUUAUAAAAAGCUGGUGUGGAUUUGGGUGCAGAAAUGAUUGAAGGACCCUGUGGGAUUUAGGAAACUGUGUGUACGAUUGGCCAACCCCAGAGUACCAACAGUCGGGUGUUUAUUGUGGUUUCAUCUAAUUAUCUCUAAAAGGGCAAACUCUUCAACAACCUGGAUUUACAGACCACAGCCCAGUUUAUUCAUAGCUUCAGUGGCCUCCACCACAGAAUUUGCAACAUUAAUGAACAACAGACAGUAAAAAAAUUAAAAUUCUAAUUUCUGUUUACUCCUGUUUUUAGGUAGGCAUGUGUGUAAUUUUAUCUUUUUAUCUUCUCUCCUAUAUAUUUAACACAACUGACAACUUUACAAGGCCUUUGACACAUUUGUGUAGAUGGCCUCUUUAAUCUCCAAAACAAAGCAAUGAAAAAAAAUCAGUAAUCAGAAGUAUACACAUCACCUGAAAUUUGGCACUGUUAAACAUCCUUUUUGCACUAUUAUGAUAUAAUAAUUCUCUGACACAGCUUGAUGUUGCUGCUGCAUCCAUAAGACUACCCUGACAACCUCGCGAACAUGGUCCGACCUCGAAACCAUUCCUGACAGCAUCAAGGGAGUUAGUAGAUUUGUUGAGCUCUCAUUGUUUGCUUUUCUUUCACUGCUAUGCACCUCAUCACAGACCAUGUAACCAGGUUCAGCGUUGACAUGUGGUCUCACAGCUGACCCAGCCUUUCGCUAUAUUGUGGAGCCCUACAAACAGGAGACUCUGCAUGGUUAUUGAUGCUCUUUCUUGGAAAACAUUUUUUUGUCCAGCUAUUUGAAAUCUAUGGAAUUUAUGUUAUGAAAUUAAUUAGACCUCCAGCCAAAUUUCACUGAGCAUAUUUCAAAUUCAAGUUCAGACAAAUUAUAAUACAACCAUUUCUGCAGCUGACACUUUGUGCCCUUUUUUGCAUGCCUGACUGUAAGUAAAUCGUUUCUGUAAACUGUAGAUAUUUUUACUAAAUCAUGUCAUAGCCAGAAAUUAACAAAAAGUAAUUAAAGAACAAAGUAUUACGGGGUAAAGAAAAGAAAGGAGAUAAAAAAAAAUUCCCAGAACAAUCUGUACAUCUCGUUUACCAUCAGUGCUUUAACGACAAACAAAAACAUGCAGUUAGCAGCUGUCUGCCCAGCACAGUGUUGAAAAUGUUGCAACCAGCCCAGACAAAUGAUUAAUUAGAAGUGCCAAAGAUCAAAAUUUCAGGUGCUGAUGUCUACGCCAGGGCAACAAAUCUAAAGCCAAAACCAAACUGAAGCUAGACGCUCCCAGAUGGUCCUGCUAAUCCUCUGGGAAGAAAUUAGUGGAAUGCCUUCAAGGUAACCCUUCCCAAACACACAACUUAAAAAGAAAUAAUUAAUGGAAUUAUAUACAACUUUGAGGUUUCACAUUUUAUUUAAAAGCAAUUCAAACACUGAAUGACAAGGCAUUUUGUACAUAUACUAUAUUUGGUCAAGGUGCAUCUCAACAGGAUUAUGAUUGAAAAAUGUAUUCAUGUCAAUAAUUCUAUUUAGAUGCGAUUACAAAAAGAAUAUUUUAUACAUAAACAUGUAUUUCUGUUUAUUCUACUGAAUAAUGUGGCCAUGUAGUCAAACAUAUUAGUGGAAAAUUUAGUGUAAGGAAAAAGUGACAUAGAAAGCAAGCACAAGCAUGAAUUUAAGUUUCAAAGUUUCACUUUUUAAACGGCAUUACAGAAUAAAUAAAUGUUUGGAUGAUAUUCUAAUUUGCUGACAAGCAACUUUAUGCAGAAAAAUAAGAUUAAAAUCCAAAGUGGGAAAAUAUAUCCAGCUUAUCUUCUUUUAUAUAUCAAUCUACACAUGUAACAGUUCAUAGCUACUCUAUUACAUUAAUCAUUUAGCUUAUUUUGCAGUUUUCAGCGAUUUACAACAGUGUCCUAUUUUGGUGUAAUUAAACACUUCUCAGUUCCAUGUUACAUUUUCUAAGCUAGUAAGCGCAUGCCUUAUGUGUUUUUAUAAUCAUUAAGUGUAAUUUUAAGCUUUUCAGAUGCCCGGACAUUCAUAUGGUACUUCUCCAGUAACCUAUUUAUUGUGCACUGGUUGUGUCAUUCUUGUUCUUUAUAUGGUACAUUCAGCAGAAGGCAUGAGAACACGUUCUUGUAUAGAACAUGAAGAGGUGGAUGAUGACAUUAAGUUUACCCUUAUGUUUUGGAUUAGAUUCACUUAAAAGUUGAAGUGGAUUUUUUUCAAAUAUUUGUCUGUCCUGAAGAUAUGUGUUCCAUGUCAUCAAAAUGUGAUUUAAUGUAUUGGCUACAUGAGAAAGUGCUGGCAACGCGAUUCUAUCAAAACAUUUCAAAACAUAACUGUUUAAAAAACCUGGAGGGAUGCCAUACCUGAGGUAACAGACAAGAAACUGAUUCUAAAAUUUCCUGAAUGCACUAUAUUGUCAGGGUUUUGCAACAAGUAGCUGUCAUGAAUGUGCUUUUAUGGUAUCAUGUCAUGUGUCAUACAGGGGUGAAAUGAAGGCAUUAACUGUGUAUUACACACAUCUACAAGCCCUGAGAAUGCACGUGGAAACUUUUAAUACAAACAUGGUUUUAUCAGACGGGGGCAAUACUGUUUGUAUUUUUAAUUUCUAAAAGAACAUAGUUGGUAAGUGCCCACUGUACUGCAUAUUGACAACGCUCUUUGUAUAUGCUACAGUAAAUGUUUAUAUUGAUCACUUUAUUGUGUGUUCUGGUGUUCAUACACUUUUCAAAGAAAUCUCUUGUAUGGUUUAUAACCUUUAUGACCUGUGUUUUUCAACGUAGUUUUUUCUAAUAUGUAAAGUUCCAUCACACUCUGAAGUCAAUUAAAAGACGUUCGACUCUAAA
Messenger RNA from Girardinichthys multiradiatus, 7392 nucleotides. RefSeq names its product androgen receptor (gene ar). Gene Ontology annotation, biological process: male gonad development; regulation of DNA-templated transcription. Gene Ontology annotation, molecular function: zinc ion binding; DNA-binding transcription factor activity; sequence-specific DNA binding. The coding region runs from base 467 to 2695 and encodes 742 amino acids. The transcript is spliced from 8 exons. Lineage: Eukaryota; Metazoa; Chordata; Actinopteri; Cyprinodontiformes; Goodeidae. The record is from RefSeq and is a predicted model, not a curated record.